Messenger RNA from Hippoglossus stenolepis (Pacific halibut), 2163 nucleotides. RefSeq lists its product as uncharacterized. Gene Ontology annotation, molecular function: calcium ion binding. The transcript has 6 exons. NCBI's taxonomy places the organism in Eukaryota, Metazoa, Chordata, Actinopteri, Pleuronectiformes, Pleuronectidae. Bases 1016 to 1846 code for a protein of 276 amino acids. The record is from RefSeq and is a predicted model, not a curated record.
UCUGCCUGUUGUAGGAGCAUAAAUAUGCACAAGACUUCAGGAAUUUUACAACAGCAAAGAUGAAAGCGUCAAAUAGUGUCAGUUUUCUCACAGGUUGCAGGUUAUAUAAUUUCUUUAUAAAAGGUGUCAUGUUUUUAUUGUGGACUGAGUUCAGGUGUUUCUGAAGUUUACUUUUGAUCCACAGAAAGUUUAGCACUUUACAGACACAAGAAAGUGUUUAGUGUACGAGCACAAACCAUAUCAUCACUUAAUUUUGACAAAAGUGUGUAGAUACACACAAACAUAAUUUCUCAUUUUGCCCACCACCGUUCUGGAGGGGGGGGUGGGAACUGUCCUUAAAAACGUAUUAUUAUUUUCUUUUUUGUUUGAUGUCUCUGUGGUCAGUUUGUGUCUUUGCAGUAAGUUAUAUUGUGUGUUUUUAAAAUGGUCAUUUUAGUCUCUGUUGCUGGUCAUUUUGCAUCUCUCCUAUUAUUAUUAUUACUGAUGAGUCUACAUUACGUACACUUCUCUUUAAGUAAGAGUUAAAUUAAAAAGGAAAUUUGAAACCCAACAUUUACUUUUUGAACAACUUUAUAAAAACUUGCAGUUUUAACUAAUACUUUCCUCCCCUUUACCGAAGUACAGCUUGUAUGCACAUAUAACUGUAAAUUGAAUAUUACUAUUUUCACUUAGGGAAAUGAGUUCAUCUUUCAGCACUCAGUAAAUCAAACUUUGCUCUGACGGGCCUCCCACCAGACCAGUCUUCACUCAAACACCUUGGUCUCCAAACGGGAUUUCCUGUCUGAUUCUGAGGGAGGGGCUGCAUCUCAGGAACCCUCUUCCCAGCACUGACACUGGAACGUGGACUGGGACUGAGUCUGAGGAAGCCUGGGACAGUAAUGAGCUCACUUUGCCCUCAUGGUGUUUAACUGGUCACCAUGCCUUUGUUUCCUGUCUUCAUUGUUUUAGACGAGCAGGAAGGAUGAGACACUGCGGAACCAUGAGCUGAUGCCCGAUUGUCCUAGACGAGACAACCAUGCCAGCCAAGAUGAAAAAGAAAAAGCAGCGCCUCCCAAAACCAAACAAAAGAGACCAGAAGAAGAAAAAUAAAGUUUCCAUGGACAAAACCCACGAGGACCUUAGAUCCAACAGGCCAGAGUUUGCGGGUUUUCUGAAUCAGAUGAUUCAGUGGUUUUCUGAUCAUCAGCAGCAGGUUGAUCAACAUUUCAGUCUCAAGGACCCAGACCGAAGUGGAUCAGUCAACCUGAAGGAUUUUGAGCUCGGUCUGAUGAGCUUGGGCGCCCCCUGUCAGCAGAUUCAGCUCCACAUGUUGAGUGGGCUGCUGAAAACCAACAACACAAUCAGUUACCAAGACUUUAAGAAACAAUUACAGAGAUUAAGUCACAGCAGCACAGAGGUCGACACUCUGAUGUCAGAGGACGUCUCCGCUUUGAAAACCUUUGAUCACGAUGAGCCGUUAAAUCCUCACAAAGACAGGUUCAUCCGUCUGAGUGUCAGACUCAUCCCCUUCGACUUCUCAGCAGAACAUCCUGCCAACUUUCAGGUGGUUUUGUCGAGCAGCUGCAGAGUCUUCAGUCUGAUCCGGAUCAUCCAGGACCGGGUCGGUAUCCAGACCUCCAGGCUGGAUGUUUUUCUGAGCAGAGCGGCCACAGAGGAGGUCCGCCUGCCUCCAGAGAGCUCCCUGGAGGAGUGUGGUUUCAGAGGAGGAGCAGAGGAGCGACCUCCAGAGGUCACGGUGUUCUACGACUACAGACUGGAGUUCACAGACUGUCCGCUCCUCAACUGUGAUCACUACUUCAGGUCCAAACCAGACUCUGUGGCCAGGACGACCGGACACUGUCAGUAACAGGGUUUUUUUAGCCACACUGUUGGCCAGUCCUCCACUCUGGUUCAGGCUAAAAUAUUCUAACAACGACUUCAUGUUUCAUGUGCUGACAUUCGUGUUUCCAGGAGACUUGAUUUUGAUAAUCCUUUAACAUUCAUUCUAGCACCACCAAGAGGCUAAAGUCUGUAAUUAUGGCUUGAUUAUGGUACAACCAUCUAUCACGUUCAUGUUCGGCUCAGGAUGAAUUGUAAUUUGAUGAUCCUCUGACCUUCAAUCUAGUGCCAUUAACUGGUCAAAAGUUGCAUUCUGUAAGAUAUAAAGGUAUUUAUCACAAUCUC